AUGUCUCCUUUGAACACCUUCUGCGAGUCCAACGAAGGAUAUUGUAAGGACUUCCGGCGAGCCUUUUGUCAUCAGAAGAUUCCGGUUUUGCGCGCUGACGAUAUUCUAUUCUUGGUUCCAUCUCAAACCAUGUCCAUCAAGAUCUACGGCAACCUCACCAUGGCGGACAACUCUUCCAUCACCACCACAAAUUGCAGACGCAGUCGCCCAACCCCACCUGCGCUUCCCACUGAAGCAGGAACAAAUCCAGUUCCAAUAGAUCAACCACAAAGAACAAAUUCUGUGACCCGGCGCCGUCGAUCUUCGAGAAUUGCUCGACGUGCUGAACUGAGGAACAUACCAAUCUAUAGACGUCCACUUCCCUCUGCUUAUGAAGAUCUUGACUUCUGGUCAAAGAUCAGAACCUUACCACCCAAUCUUCUCCUUUACCUCUCGCCCGGGUGGCAUCCGGCUUGGUGCACCAAAGACCUUCUUCGCCAAAUAAUAUGGCACUUCAGUCCAAACCUCCGCAUCCCGUGUUGCACGCUGAAGGCGGAAUUGAUUGAACUUUUGGAAUAUCAUGUUCACAGCCAGUACGGCGCGUACUAUGGAAUCUAA
This is a messenger RNA of Melampsora larici-populina 98AG31, 597 nucleotides long. RefSeq lists its product as uncharacterized. The coding region runs from base 1 to 597 and encodes 198 amino acids. The record is from RefSeq and is a predicted model, not a curated record. NCBI's taxonomy places the organism in Eukaryota, Fungi, Basidiomycota, Pucciniomycetes, Pucciniales, Melampsoraceae. The transcript is spliced from 3 exons.